AUGACUAUAAAAAAACUACCAUUUGAAAUUCAGUCGCGAUUAAAUGCUGCAGCUAAAAUAAAUAACUAUAAAAAUGCUGUGGAAGAAUUGGUCUACAAUGCAAUUGAUGCUGAUGCUACUUCUAUUGCUAUUCGAAUUCAUAUUCAUGAAAGUUUCAUACAAGUAGUUGACAAUGGAUGUGGAAUUGAAAAAAGAGAUAUUCCUCUACUUGGACAGAGGUACACAAGUAGUAAAGUGGAUGAUAUCUCUAUGUUUAAAAGUGCUCCAAAUAAAUAUGGAUUUCAUGGAGAAGCACUUUCUAAUAUCAUUGAAGUGUCACACAAUGUUACAAUAACCACCAGGUAUGAAAAGACUAAAGAAACAUGGGUGAAAUUUUUCUACAACGGUCAGCACAAGGAUAGUUUUACAACUAUAAUGAGACCUUCUAAAGGAACAACUAUAGAAAUUAAAGGAUUUCUCUAUAAUCUGCAUAUUCAAGAAAAAGCUAUAAAUGCUCUAAGUGAACUAGAAAAUAUCAAGUUAUUUUUACAGCAACUGUCAUUGGUAAAAACAAAUGUUUCAAUAAGUUUACGAGAUAAUUCAAAGAAUGAAAUAAUUUUUAAAAUUCAAAAGAACAGAGAUAUUUAUCAAACUUUGUCUUCUUUGUUUGGAAUAAAUAAUAAUGAUUUUCAAGAGUUACAAGUUGAAAAAAAUAAUUAUAAGGCUAAAGCGUUUAUUGGGAAAAAAGAUGUAGAGUCAAAUUUACACAAAUGGUUAUAUUUAAAUGGAAUGUUUGUAUUUAAAAGUGGACUUCAUGAUAUAGUAAAUGCAGACUUUUCAAAAAGCAGCAGAUGUUCUGAAAUCAGGAAAGUGAAGAAUCAACCUGGAAAAGAAAUUCAUAGCAAAGCAAAAAAAAAUAUUCCCUUUUACUUUAUCUUUAUAUCUUGUCCACAUUUUGACUAUGAUAUCAGCUUUACGUCGAAAAAGACAAUCAUAGAAUUUAAAGAUUGGAACCAAAUAAAAAAGUUAAUGGAAAAGUUAGUCAAUGUCUAUAAUGGUGAUAUUAAUUUAAGAAAAACAGAAAGUAACCAAGCCAAUAAAAUAAAGAAACUAGAGAAUACCCGAGAAGAAGUCAAAAAUAUAAUGGAAAAGAUAUUGGGAAACAAAUCUAAAAAAAUAAUAAUUUCCCAAAUGCACAAAGGUGUUAAAGGUGAGUAUAAUCUUUUUAAGUAUUUUAAAGUAGUUCAAAGACAAGGCACAUACACUAAUAUAUUUUUAAUUAUAAUGUAUAAAGGUAAAACCAUAAGAAAGAAAAAUAACAUCAAAGUAAAUAGUGGCUAUAAGCGAACCAAAAACUCACAUACAAAGGAAGUUAAAUAUAAUGAAUCGGAAUUAGACUUGCAAAGUAACUCCAAGACACCUCAACUAAAAGAAAACACCCACAAAAAUGAACAUUCCCUAGUAGGUAAAUCAAGUAAAGCAGAAAGCUCUGAACAUUAUCCCUGCAAUAAAAAACCACAAGGGGUUAAAAAAAAGACACAGAAAACUUCUAAGGAUAAAUACAAAAAUAAAUAUAGACAUUAUGUUGACCCAUUGAUUAAAAAAUUUUAUGCAGAAACUGCUUCUGUGAAACAUAGAUGUAAUCUUUAUUCCGAAAAUAUAAAAGAGGCUCUUAUGAAAAAAAUCGGUCACGAAUUAGUAAACUGUACUAAUAGAAAAAGGAACAAUAAAGUCUUACAACUUGAAAAAAUAUAUAAUAUUGACCCCCAUGAGUACAGACCACUUUCACAAAGUUUUAAUAACAAUGAUGGUGUUAUACCCUUAAAUAAAGCAAAUAAACAGUAUUUACGAUCAUAUGAUUUAGUCAAAACUAUUUUAGGUAGCCAAAAACAAUACAACUGUCACAUAAGGCAGGAAAAUAAUAAAAAGGAAGACUUAUGUUUUAAUAAUUACAAAUCUAACAGUACAUACAAGUAUAGUUAUAAUACAGAGUCAAGAGUGUCUACCACAAUGCCAAAACUAACAUUUGAAAGCCAUACAUAUUAUAAAGACAACAGAGACAUAUUAAAAAAUAAUAAACAUUUACAACAGUAUACAAGUGACCAUUCGAAAGAUAAUUUUGAUCUUCCCAAUAAGAUUAUGCAAUCUAUAAUGAAUGCAAAUGCGAAAUCCAAGAAUAAAAUGUCAAAAAACCCUAAAUCUCAUUUCCAUUUUCAAUCUAGUUUGGCAAAUAAAAAACCGAAUAUUUUUAAAAAUCAUGCAAAUUCACUCAGAAAAGAUAUUUAUUAUACACGUGAGUCAUCUCAUAUAAUAGAGUUUUCAGAAACAAAUGAUAACAUGCAAAAAUUUCAUAAUGAGAACUUUAAUACUGUGUUUAAAAAUAACGCAUGCAUUGAUGGACGUAACUAUAAAGUUACUGGUAAUAUACAUGGAACUUAUACUGUAAUAGAUUCUAAUGUUUCACUAGAUAUUGAUAAUUACAUUAAAAAUAUUACUAAAAAUAGAAACGAAUAUCAAGAAACAGAUAUUUCUACUUAUCAUAAAGAUAUUGUGUUAAGUUCCAUACAUCAAUCCAGUGAUGAUCAUGGAAAUAAUUUAAAAGUUAUUUUCAUUUCAAAUUCUGAAAACUUAGAAUCACAGAAAACAUUAAAUAGAAAUAUUGAUCCUUUAUCUUUUUGCACAACUGUUUAUCAAAAUCUAGAUAUAAACAGGUCUGAAAUGGACGAUAAUUUCGAUAAACACAAAGAUGAGAUACUGUGUGAUACAGAGGCUCAUUUAAAUUAUCAUAAUAAGUCAUCAACUCUUCACAGUGUUGGUGAUUUACCUUAUAUAGAUAAUGAGAUGCAACAAAUAUCACACCAUUUUGCUAAUUUUAAUAAAGACAAGAAUUCAUACUGUAAUUUGAUUAAUAGCUGUUCAAUUAAUAAUGAGCAACAAAAUUGUGAAGGUCAAGAAGUAAAUAAUUUGAGUAAUCAAGAAAAAAAUCAAGAUGUUUGCAUUGAUAAUACACAAAACUGUAUUGCCUUUGUUGAUAAUAUAGAUAGCAAUAGAUGUAAUUAUUUUAAAUUACAAAAUAGACACAGCUUUUUACCUAAAGGAAUGUCGCCCAUAUUUGUGAACUGUCUUUCAAAAAAUGUUUGUUCAUACGAUUUACAAAUGGAUUAUUUCGAAGAUGAAUUAUAUCAUAAUUUCGCAGAAGAUGUAUUAGUCAAUUAUAAAACAUUUGAAAAUAGAGUACAAGAUACACGUGACAGUUAUACAAAAGAUGCUGCACGAAUAAAUAACAGAUUAAAAAAAGAUAAUCCAUGUCUUACAUUUAACACACUUUCACUCAAAAAUGCUAAGGUGUUCGGUCAAGUGGACAAUAAGUUCAUAGCAGCUGAAUUACCAAGUGACACUUGUAAGACAAUAAAAUAUCUAGUGUUGUUUGAUCAACAUGCAGUUCAUGAGAGAAUACGACUAGAGAAAAAUAUGUCAGAUUAUAUAAUUGGUGGUAAAUGGAUAAGUACCAAGUGUGAAGAUCUUUUUUUAAAACUCCCAAAGGAUAACAUAAUUUAUUUAAAUAACUAUAAAGAUAAAUUCACACAACUUGGAAUAAACUGGAAAGUUCAAAAUGAUUGUGAAAUAACAAUCAAUGCAGUACCUAAAGCUUUGUUUGGAAGGCACUUAAGACAGCCAGAAAUUAUAUUGGAUUCUGUCAGAAAUUUAAUUUUUGAGCAAAUUAAAGCGAUAAAAUUGCUCAGUGGCAACACAUUACUAUAUCCUAAAUCGAUUAUGGAACUUGUUUUUAGUGAGGCAUGCAGAUACGCAAUAAAAUUCGGCGAUAAAUUAUCCAAAAGAGAAUGUGUGACGCUUAUACAUUCUUUAUCUGACUGUAAAAUUCCAUUUCAAUGUGCUCAUGGAAGGCCUGUAAUGGCAGUGCUUUUGGAUUUAAAAACUUUUCACAGUGAAUAUAAGGUACUCUUUACACUUUGUAGAAAACGAUCUUCUUCCUAA
Messenger RNA from Parnassius mnemosyne (clouded apollo), 3975 nucleotides. NCBI's taxonomy places the organism in Eukaryota, Metazoa, Arthropoda, Insecta, Lepidoptera, Papilionidae. The record is from the annotation of a GenBank genome assembly.